Messenger RNA from Solanum dulcamara, 3467 nucleotides. RefSeq lists its product as uncharacterized. The record is from RefSeq and is a predicted model, not a curated record. The transcript is spliced from 6 exons. The coding region runs from base 319 to 3045 and encodes 908 amino acids. NCBI's taxonomy places the organism in Eukaryota, Viridiplantae, Streptophyta, Magnoliopsida, Solanales, Solanaceae.
CGUUGUCUCUUCACUCUAACCUUGCUCUUUAAUUUCAAAUCCACUCCCCCCUCUCUCUCUCUUUUACACACAUACACACAUAGCUCCACCUUCAAUCUUUCUCCACCAUCGCAUCGAUCAUUUUUUUGUUUUGAAAACCCUAGGCUUGUUUGUUGCUUCAACUAAAGUUCAGAUCUUACUUUUUAUCUUCUUUGAUGGUGGAAACAAUCUGAGAUUUGACUAAUUGAAGAUUCACCGUUUCCAUUUUUGACAACAGAUAUUUGUCUGAUUUUGUUUGCUGAUAAUCCACAUGGGAGCAUUUUUCUGUUAAAUGAGGAAAUGGAGGUUGAUAAGAGAACUUCAAAGGGCGGCUUUCUUCAGCUAUUUGAUUGGAAUAUCAAAUCUCGGAAGAAGCUUUUCUCUAACAAGUCUGAACUACCUGAAAACUCUAAACAAGGAAAAGAAAAUGCCAAUGGAUCAGUCAAUUUAAGACUUCAGCAGGCUCAUGAUUAUGGUCCUGGUUCCAACUCCAAGCAGAACUAUGACUUCUAUAAUGCUUCAUCAGUAGCUGAGGAUGAAAGUUAUGGUCAAAAACCACCUGGAGUUGUUGCACGUCUUAUGGGUUUGGAUUCUUUGCCAACUUCAAAAGAGUCUGAUUCCUAUUUUAAUUCAUCCUCUGAUUGUCACUCGUUCAGAGAUUCUCCAUAUCUAAGUUUUAUAGCUGAUUUCCAGAAUGAACAUCAUAUGGUAGUCGAUGGUAACAUGCGAAAUAAAUUGGAUGGAAUUAAGAGAAACCCUGUUGAAAUAAGGCUGCAGAAGGUGCAGAGCCGGCCUAUCGAGAGGUUUCAAAGUGAGGUAUUGCCUCCAAAAUCAGCUAAACCUAUUCCAGUCACUCAACACAGAUUGUUAUCUCCUAUCAAGAGUCCUGGGUUCAUCCCUCCUAAGAAUGCAGCUUACAUAAUAGAGGCAGCUGCCAAAAUUUACGAGCAGAGUCCUCGACCUGUGGCCAGAGAGAAGGCGCAAUCUUCUGGGUCUUCCUCUGUCCCUUUGAGAAUACGGGACUUGAGCGAUAAAAUGGAGGCUGUUCAGAGACAGUCUAGGAUUUAUGAAGCAUCGCACAGGCCAAAAGAACAAAAUUUUGUAAAGAACGUUAGAAGGCAACCCUACGAAAAAGGCCAGGUUCAAUCAGAUAAUAUGCGUCAAUUGAGGGCUUCUGAGGUAUCAAGAAGAGAUGUCUCCCAAAGUAAGGGGAAGGAGAAGUCAGUUUCACUUGCAGUUCAGGCAAAGACCAAUGUUCAGAAACGAGAAGGGAAGGAAUCUACUUCUAGUAAGAACCCAUUGAACCAGAAAGAACAGAAUGAGUCUAAGUCUGGUCGGAGGCGGCCAAGUGUAAAAGUUGGGGAAAGAAAACAUUCACUCAACCGGCCUUCUGAUGUGCUCAGGCAGAACAACCAGAAGCAGAACUCUGCAUCUAAUAAAGACGGGGAGAGUUCGAAAACUUCAGCUCCCUACCACAAAGAGAAAAAAUCAUCAUCUACUGGUAACAUGUCUAGGUCAACCAAGACUGUAAGUAGAAUUGUUGUAAAUACCACAACUGCUAGCGGAACUGCAAGUAUUGUAGGAACUGAUGUUGGAAAGGACCUUUCAUCAUCUAGGGACUCCAGAGUGAGGUCCUUUACUGGAAAGAAACAGCUAGUCAAUGGAGAUUUUGGUUCUGAUGGAUAUGGUGCUGACAAUAUGAUGAAGAGUAAAGAUGAGAGGUCUAUAAAAUGUAAUUUAACUAUUGAAGGAUGUUCCAAUUGGGAUACAGCUGACAGGAAAAAUGGGAGUGAUGUAGUGUCAUUUACGUUCACCUCACCCAUCAAAAAAUCAAUGCCUGGCCCCACUUCGUCAAGUCCUGUUUUGGAAAAGAAUAAUGCUUUGUCUCUCUUUCCAGGUUCUUCUGAUGAUCGGACUGAUUCAAGAACAUCAAAGAUAUCUUCUUUAGGUUUGGAUCCCAUUGGUGUUGAUUUGGGUAUUCUCUUAGAACAAAAGAUUAAAGAAUUAACUUCUAAAGUUGGACCAUCUUGUGAAGAUCUCAUCAAAACAGGGGCUGCUUCUAGUUCUGCCAAUACUUCUGAAGAUAGUGUGUCCAUUGUUGCACAUAGGAGGAAACUUCAAGUUGAUUUGCUUCAUGAAAAAGCAGGUGACCGCGGUCACUCUUCUGUUGAUGACCUCCAGUUUACUGCAACUCUGAUGUGGCAGGGCUCAAAAAAGGUAGAAAAUCCUAAAACUGCCGGCAGCUUUACUUGUGAAAGAGAAUUUAGUCUCCUUUGUUCUAGUCUGGCCUCAAGUUUGGAACCUUCUAUCUCAGGAGGCAGUUGCAACUCCUUGGAUAGCUACAGAAGUUUAACGACUGAAGGGAACAAGUACCAUCUGUCUGAUGUAUCUCAGGAAAUGAUGAAUUGGAAAACCUACAUGAUGACUCAUUUGGUAGAAGGUGAUGCAGAGUUAUUGGACUCAGCCUCUUCAGUUUCUCUUGCUGGUGCAGGUGAAAAGGAUUUAACUACAUCGACUUCCACAAAUUUCAGUGAAUCCCCUUACUGGGAGUUUACAUAUAUUAGAGAUGUAAUCAGAAGUUCAGAGUUGGUGUUAGAAGAUUUUGUGCUGGGUGAGGUUCAGAGUAUUAUUGCUCUCGAUCUUUUUGACCAGUUGGAGGAUCAGAAUACUCGAACUAAUAAAAAUGCUGAAGACCAGCUGAAGAUUAGGAGAAGAGUGUUGUUUGAUUCGGUGGUUGAAUGUUUGGAAUUCAAAUGUAAACAAAGUUUUUCUGGAAGUUUUGAAUCUUGGGCAAAGUGGACAGCGUUGGUCCAAAGGAAGGAGUGGUUGGCAGAAGAAGUAUAUAGAGAGAUUGCUGGCUGGACAAGCAUGGAAGAAUUGAUGGUGGAUGAAGUUGUUGACAAGGACAUGAGCACACAACUCGGGAAAUGGACCGAUUUUAGCUUUGAAGCCUUCGAAGAGGGUGUUGACAUUGAGAAGGGGAUCCUUUCAUCUUUGAUGGAUGAAUUGAUCCAUGAUCUAAUGUGAAUGAAUCCUCUUCUGGGUUUAAUUGACAUGAAGUUUUAUACUUUAGCUUUGCUACUUUACAGCUUCCUUGUGCAUGUUCUUUUCUUAUUUUCUUUUCCCCAUGAAAGGUGGAAAUCUUAAUUUAAGCAAGAGAUCAGUCGCACAAGUGAUUGUUCAUAUUUAUGCUCUUAGAUAGUAUCAUGGUUUCCAUGAUAGGAGGGUGCAUUAUCCUUCGAAUGCAAAUGUGCGAUGAGAAGCUUUUCUGCCUAAGUUUUUGCUGAUUUUGAGUGUGAUAUUGAUAGGUGAUCCCAAAAUUAGUAGAGCAUGUUGUGGGUUUGAGCUCAAACUCAGCUCUUAUGGCCUCUCUUUUACUCUAUAAAUGCACUACUGCUAGAAUUUUUGGAGCACAAACAUUUCUAUAUCAAUGGAUGAUUUAAACUGAA